Messenger RNA from Exophiala mesophila, 4473 nucleotides. RefSeq lists its product as uncharacterized. The record is from RefSeq and is a predicted model, not a curated record. The transcript is spliced from 5 exons. Gene Ontology annotation, molecular function: protein binding; U2 snRNA binding. Gene Ontology annotation, cellular component: U2 snRNP; nucleus. The coding region runs from base 232 to 4158 and encodes 1308 amino acids. Gene Ontology annotation, biological process: mRNA splicing, via spliceosome. Lineage: Eukaryota; Fungi; Ascomycota; Eurotiomycetes; Chaetothyriales; Herpotrichiellaceae.
GGUGAAUAUUGCCCACUUUCCUUGCGCAUUGAUCUCUUAUCUUCUUCUAUGGGGCAUGAGUGGUAGUAUAUCCUCAUCCUGGAUUGAGCUUGUACGGUCCGCAGCCAAAUUUCAACGGUUCACAGCGCGUCCCCUCAGAUCGAAACAUCUAACCCAUAACCCCACCACUGUCUCCCCUCAGACCUUGGGUCGUCUUUUUCCGUUUGUCCUAUUGCUAGGUGCAGGCUCAUCAUGAGUAAAUUCACAUCCAGCAAGGCGUCAUCGCUGCUUGAUGAUACAAAUCCACCAUAUCCAGACGCUCAGCGCAUGGGAAUUCUAUCGAGGACAUUCAGCUCAAGUCAAGUCAUUAGAUGGAUCAUCCCAGCCAGAAUCAGGUCUCCCUUCAAGAGUGAUGUCGUCUUUGUCGGCGAGACAUUUGUUCAACUUCGUGAAUUUCUGGAGAAUGGCCAGCUGGCAGAUGCUACUGCCAAACUGGACUUUGGAACCCAGAUCCUUGCCGCAAAGGUGAUCUCGGCCAGGGUCGAAGUCGUCCCCGUCGUUGAUGCCCUCUUAUCUUACGGCCGCGACCAGGAACGCUACAUGAUCGAUGGCCGACCAGUCAAAGGAACCGAGCCGCCACAAAUUCUUGUUCUCUGUACGUUUGAUAAUGAAAUGAUUUACCUCUAUGCAAAGGAUGGUCCAGGCGGCGACACAAAGUUCUUUUUUGCAAAGCGCUCUCUCUACCCAGGAUUGGUGCUACCAGAUAGGCAAUGCCAACAUAUGGCUGUUGACCAAGACUCCCGCGCGCUGGCUGUAGCCUCCUCUUCUGGCUACGUCGCGACCUUUUCCCUUCAAACAAUUCAUAAUGUCAGAUCUCAAGUGGAUGAGUGGGAACCUCACAAGCCUCGCUCAUUUCAACCAUGGCACGAGCAACGUUUUAUUCAAGUCGAUGGCAGCAUUCUGAAAAUGGAGUUUCUGCGUAGCUCCGAUACUGAGCUCUCCAAGGUCUUACUACUUCUACUGGUUGAUUCUGGUGAAGAAACUCACCAGAUUCUUUACAAGUGGGACACGAGACAUCCAUUGCAAAAGAUGAGGUCAAUGAGCUGCAGUGGCAGGGCGUUGAAGGAGGACCGAUUUCCUUUGAUGCUGAUUCCAUCCACGCGACCAUAUUGCUUCGUUGUGGUGAUGGACACCGGCAUCAGCUUUUACGAAAAUAUCCACACGCACGACUUCAAGCGUAUUAAUUGCCGUUUCAUGAAGCCCACAGCUGGUCCUCUGGUGUGGGUGCAGUGGGCAAAACCUCGGCGGCAUACCGGCCACCUUGAGAAACGCGACGAUCUUUUCAUUGUUAGAGAGGACGGAAUGCUGCAGCAAUUUCUCAUUGAGAAAGCGUCAAAUCUCAAAUUCAACAUGAAUUUCAUCGUGGGAUAUCUCGAUAUUAAUGUGGAUACGGCAUUCUGCAUGCUAGCAGGGCCGCCGGGAAUGGGAGGAGACGUUCUUAUUGCUGCCGGCGAUAUGACUGAUGGGGGAGUCUAUCAUCUCCCAGCUCGAGGUGUUCCAACAAGAAUUCAGGUUAUUCCAAACCUUGCUCCUCUCCACGACAUGGUGAUUGGGGCCCAACUUCCUGAUCCAGUGCCACAGCAUAGCGAGACAGGGCGAGAACAGCCGGAACGACUGUAUCUAUGCGGAGGCAAAGAUGAAGCACAUGGCGAGGUUUCAGAACUCCGCUAUGGCUUGGAGGCCCAAAUGAUUUGGACCAUGGACUGUCCAGACGCUAACACAAUCGAUCACAUGUCAACGAUUGAGGUGCCACUGCAGCAAAAGCUCCUGUUCGUUGCUUCUCACAACACCCACACCACAGUGAUAAUAUUCGACCUAGAUACGCAGGAGUCAGAGUUUGCCGAUGCCACCAGUCUUCCCAGAUUCGACUUUAAUAGCGCAACGCUCGCUGUUCGCUUGUUCGCCAACCAUUACCUCAUUCAAAUCACCCACAGCGGUGUUGUGGUCGUCGACAUGAGCUCAAAAGAUGAUGCCCGGGAUCAUGACAUGCAAGAUCCAAGGAGCUUCAGCCACGCAGCAAUAGCUGACGAUGGAACAGUUGCUUUGGUCGUCAGAAAUCCUGGAGGAUACGAAGUCGAAGUAGCAGCUAUCCAACCAUGCGAAUCAGAAGCCCCAGUCGUAAGGUAUGGUCCAUCUAACACAAUUCUGUCAAGCCUAGGCGAAGUGACUUGCCUUUGCCAUGUAAUGCAUGGCAGUGCAUCAUUGAUCAUUAUUGGGACAAGCACGGCAAGAGUCAUUGGCUACAAUGUCAAGCAAGACAUGACUUUGGAGCCCGCUUUUGAAUCCGACUUGACUUCAGGUGCGUCUGACAUUGAAGUCGCGCCGAUCGCGUCGCUUGCUGUCCUCAGCCCAGAAGGCUCUAAGUUGAGUCUUCUCCUUGUUGGGCUCCGCAAUGGCAUCUUGCUCUGUUUGCAAUUGAAAAUUGGCGGAUCCUCAAUACCGAAUCCAACGCUCUUGAGUCAUCGCCGAUUGGGUCCAACAACUGUGGACAUAAUGCCCGAGAAGAAUUCCUUAGGCCCUCAUCCUCCAUCAUCAGCACUCGUUCUCUGCCAGAGCCAACUGUAUCGGAUCACCCUUCAUCAUGCUACAACCUCGUUGGACUUUACCAUGUCGUCGGUCUGGUUGACCAACAGAAUAGAUCCUACAGCAGGUCAACCUGACAUCAAUGCCUCACACCGCAUCCCUCAGCUCACCGGUCACUACACAGAUCCCGGGGGGUUGCUUGUAUGUGCAGGAGAUGAUGAGCUCUACUUUGCGUCUCUUGUCUCUGAGGAGCAUAGUCUUGCAACCAGGCGAAGAGUCGAUGGGGUGCCACGGCGAAUUCUCUUCUCAAACUCUCUGAACCAUUUUGCCAUUGCGGUCGAGAAGAGUGUUCGUGUCGACAAAUUUUCCAUGGAUACUUAUACAAAUCCCAAUCCAGGACAACAGAUCGGUCUCAAGUCUCCAAACGGCAGCAAUUUACAGAGAGCUUCCGGGUUCGAGGAUGUGGUUCAAAUCAGCCUACAGUUCGCGCGACAAGACUUGGGUUCAACAGACGAAAUCGAGCCAAUAAUUGUGGAUGACAAGAAUGCUCGGCUCAAUGCGAUGAUUGAAUGGCAGUUUCGUGAUGGUAAGGAUGUGCAUUCGUGGAUUGUCAUGGCUUUGGAACAGAUUGAACCGAAUGAUCAUCGCCAGACCGCAGGGCGGGUGAUUGCAGUCAACACCAAAAACAUCCUACUGGGAGGUAGAUCUGUGACACCAAAGGUAUUGUAUCGAAGCAAUGCGGCUCCAGUUACGGCACUAUGCGCCUAUGGCGUGUCAUCGCUCCUCUUCUCGGCAGGUAACGAGCUCAUGUUGUUGAAGCUAUCCUAUUCCAAAAAGCAGAGCGACAUUGUGUACAAAUAUCAAUUGCCGUCCCCAGCGAGGUCGAUUUCAUGCCAGGGGUCUAUGAUCUUCGUUGCCACUAGCCAUCACUCACUGGUGGUGUUGAUUGAGAAGGACGAAAAGCUCGAACUGCACAAAACAGACAUAAAAGCGAGAAACGCAACUGACGUGGUGGCUUUUGGGGACAAUUCGGCGAUGCUGUUGAGCUUCGAUGAUCGAGGCACCCACCUUGUGGCCUUUGCGGGCUUUAACCAAGCUUCAACAAGACAGCCGGUCCCCAUCUUUCAAGCAGACCUCCCUCUCCUGAUUGAUCGAAUUCAGUUGCGUCACGAUCGAAUAUCAAGAGGGGGAGCGCACCAUCGGUUCUUCGGGUCGACCACGGAUGGUACGAUCUAUCACUUAACCACGAUUCAGCAUCACGAAUGGAAAUUACUACACUUCUUGGAGGAACAAAGCCAACUCUACAAACCACCACAUAAACCAGCACAGGUGCGAAGGAAGAAGCUCGAUGGAUCGGGGUACAUGUGGCAACCUGCGAUGAGACUGACUGAUCUCCAUGUUCGUGGAGACCGUUUGCUGAUGAUGGUCGAGCCUGGGCCAUACAAUCUGCGCCGAGUCCUCAAGAAUCAGGACCAGCUGGAACGUUUCCAACAACUGGCUCGGCCUGUCCUGCGUGCAGACGUGGACGAUCCUGUGGAAGCUAUCACGUGUUGGCUGAGAGGGAUCCUGAGGUUUCCUCCGAAUUUUCCCUCUUGAGACAAGGGUCAGCCUGGGGGCGGUUGGUGCAGACGGAUUUGAUGAUUAGCCGAACAGAUGUCAGGUGAGAGCCCAGGGAUUUGGAGACUGGCAUUUGAGUAGGCUGAAUUCAUGAUCGUGACAUUGUAGAGCACGAUGAGUCACCAGAGCGGUGUCAAGCAGCAGCCUGCUGGCAGGGAGACUACGAGAAACAUGACUCACUUGUUGAAGGUUGGUUGACUUCGUGCUAUAGGCGUUGUUUGGGGCGGCAAGCUGUAAAUAUAGCAGGCAACAAUUGUUAGACUCGUCAUGGUUCACUUUAGGCGCACACGGAAG